AUGGCGUCUGCCCUUGACAAAGCAGUUGCUCAGGCUCUGAAGCUAUCCCUAGCUGGAUCGAGUCAUGCCCUCGGUGGCAGGACCGACCAGGAUGAUUUUGAGUCAAUUUGGAGCGCAAUCUGUGUUGCCCUUCGGGAAAUCCACACUCGAAAUGCCUCCCAAAUCUCAUUCGAACAGCUCUAUCGCCUAGCAUACAAAAUCGUCCUACAGAAGAACGGCGAUAAGCUAUAUGAGCGUGUCAAGGAGUUUGAGGAACAGUGGUUUGCCGAAGAGGUCAUGCCGAAGAUCAGAUCACUAAUCACCAGAAACCAUACCGGCUUGACCGUUGGCGGAGGGUCCAGCUCGACAGCAACCGAGAGGAGGAUAUCCGGUGAGAAGUUCCUGAAGGGGCUUAAGUCGUCGUGGGAAGAUCACAUUCUCUGCAUGAACAUGACAGGCGACGUUCUCAUGUAUAUGGAUCGUGUGUACUGUACGGACAAUCGGAGGCCAUCGAUCUUCACCACUUGCAUGGGGCUAUUCAGAGACCAUAUCCUGCGCUCCAAGCUCGUUGAGUCUGACCUAGACCUCAGCACUUUUGACAUCCUGAACUCUGUUCUCCUCGAUAUGAUUCAAAUGGAGCGCGAAGGCGACGUUAUCGACAAGAAUUUAGUCCGAUCCUGCAUGUACAUGCUUGAGGGACUCUACGAAACCGAUGAAGAUGACGAGAACGAGAAACUGUAUUUGACCGUCUUCGAGCCGAAGUUCUUGAACUCCAGCAGGGCAUUCUAUCAAAAAGAAUGUAUGAUGCUAUUGCGAGAAUCGGAUGCCGGCACCUGGCUUCGUCAGACUCAGAAACGCUUGAUGGAAGAGGCUGACAGAUGCAAAACUACGAUUUCGCCAUUGACUGCGCAGAAAAUUGCGGAGGUCAUUGAUACUGAAAUGAUCGGAAGCCAUUUGAACGAAUUCAUUCAAUUGGAAAGCAGUGGUGUCAAGUCAAUGAUCAUGAACGAUCGAUUUGAUGAGCUUGCUCUUUUAUACCAAAACAUCUCUCGUAUUGACCCGAAGAAAGCAGCCUUGCGCGAUGCUCUACAGGGACGUGUGAUGGAAAUGGGCUGUGAUAUCAACAAUACCAUCGCCAAUACCGAUUUCUCUGAGAAGGCUCCGGUGGCUGAAGAUGCCGACAAAGCUGCGAAGGGCAGAGUUCCACCGCCUAACCCGGCUGCUCAACAGACUGCGGCAGCCAUCAGAUGGGUUGACGAGGUGUUGCAGCUCAAGGACAAGUUUGAGAACAUGUGGGAGAAGUGCUUCGAGAGCGACCUGAUCUUGCAGACUGCGUUGACAAAGAGCUUCUCUGAUUUCAUCAACCUAUUCGAUCGCAGCUCCGAAUACAUUUCGCUGUUUGUCGAUGUGAACCUGAAGAGCGGCAUUAAAGGCAGAACCGAAGCUGAAGUGGACGCCGUCCUCGACAAGGCGACUACGUUGCUUCGUUACGUGCAGGACAAGGAUAUGUUCGAGCGCUACUACAAGAAACAUCUCGCGCGCCGCCUGUUGCAUGGCAAGUCGGAGAGUGCAGAAGUGGAGAAGCAAAUGAUUUCUCGCAUGAAGCAGGAAGUUGGCAAUUACUUCACCACUAAACUCGAAGGAAUGUUCAAGGAUAUGACCAUGUCAGAAGAACUGACUUCGAACUACCGAACCCACAUUCAGGGUCUCGGCGAAAGGGACAGGAAGCAGAUUGACCUUGGCAUUAACGUCUUGACCACAAACCACUGGCCAAUGGAGGUUAUGGGUGCUGCGCAGGCACGCUCGGAAGACGGCCGUGUUCAGCAGUGCGUCUGGCCACCUGAAAUCAAGCAUUUGCAAGACAGCUUCACGAAGUUCUACAUGAAGAAGCACAAUGGACGUCAGCUGACCUGGCUCCCAUUCAGCGGAUCCGCCGACAUCCGUUGCGUUUUCCCGAAGAUCCCAGGCAAGGAAGGCAUACUUGGCCGCGAGCGGAAGCAUGAACUCACAGUUCCAACUCUCGGCAUGAUCGUCUUGUUGCUGUUCAAUGACCUCGAGGAAGGCGAGUCUCUCUCGUUCGAGGAGAUCAGAGAGCGUAGUCGCAUCGAGUCGAAGGAUCUCCAGCGCAUUUUGCCUUGUCUUGCGAUUUUACCAAAAGCCAAGGUCCUGAACAAGGAUCCCCCUACGAAGAAUCUCAAGCCUACUGAUCGCUUUUCGUUCAAUGCUGCGUUUACCAGCAAGUCGGUCAAGAUCAAGGCUCCGACCGCUACGGGCAUAAACAAGGUGGAGGGAACUGAGGAGCGAAAGCAGACGGAGAGUAAGAACGACGAGAUGAGAGGUGGUGUGAUCGAGGCUGCGAUUGUUCGCAUUAUGAAGCAACGCAAGCAACUCGAGCACCAACAGCUCCUCACCGAAGUGAUUACUCAACUCACCAGCCGCUUCCGCCCCGACCUCAACAUGGUCAAGAAGCGAAUCGAGAGUCUGAUCGAGCGCGAAUACCUGGAGCGCGUGGAGGAUGUCGAGAGGCCAACAUAUAGAUACCUGGCAUGA
Molecule: messenger RNA, 2529 nt
Organism: Pseudogymnoascus verrucosus
Lineage: Eukaryota; Fungi; Ascomycota; Leotiomycetes; Thelebolales; Thelebolaceae
Gene: CUL3
Product: cullin-3
Exons: 3
Coding region: 1-2529 (842 amino acids)
Biological process (GO): protein ubiquitination; ubiquitin-dependent protein catabolic process
Cellular component (GO): Cul3-RING ubiquitin ligase complex
Molecular function (GO): ubiquitin protein ligase binding
Source: RefSeq, a predicted model, not a curated record